Molecule: messenger RNA, 999 nt
Organism: Jaculus jaculus (lesser Egyptian jerboa)
Lineage: Eukaryota; Metazoa; Chordata; Mammalia; Rodentia; Dipodidae
Product: procathepsin L-like
Exons: 7
Coding region: 1-999 (332 amino acids)
Biological process (GO): immune response
Cellular component (GO): lysosome
Molecular function (GO): cysteine-type endopeptidase activity
Source: RefSeq, a predicted model, not a curated record
AUGUCUCUAGUUCUCCUCCUGACCUUUUGUUUGGGAAUGACCUCAGCUGCUCCAAGGCCUGAUGCUAGUCUUGAUGUUCAAUGGCUCCAGUGGAAGAUAAAAUAUGAGAAAAAGUAUAGCAUGAGUGAAGAGGAACACAGAAGAGCAAUAUGGGAGAAGAAUAUGCAAAUAAUUGAGCUGCAUAAUAAGGAAUACAGUGAGGGGAAACACAGCUACACCAUGGAGAUGAAUGCCUUUGGUGACCUGACCAAUACAGAAUUCAUGACACAUAUGAAUGGCUUUCAAAAGCAGACAAUCAAUAAAGUGAAACUAUUACAAAAACGUCAGACUCCUGACCUACCUAAGUCUAUGGAUUGGAGAGAGAAAGGCUAUGUGACUCCUGUGAAGGAUCAGGGUUCAUGUAAUUCUUGCUGGGCUUUUAGUGUAACUGGAGCCCUAGAAGGACAAAUGUUUCAGAAAACAGGCCAAUUGAUUGAACUGAGUACACAGAACCUCGUGGACUGUUCUCAAGCUCAAGGCAAUAUGGGCUGCAAUGGUGGCUCAAUAGAAUAUGCUUUCCAGUAUGUGAAGGACAACAGAGGUCUAAACACAGAGGACUCCUAUCCCUAUGAAGCACAGGAUGGACCCUGCAGACACAAACCUGAGAAUUCUACUGCUAAUGUCACAGGCAUUGUGAUGGUCUCACCUCAUGAAAAUGCCCUGAUGCAUGCAGUGGCAACUGUGGGACCCAUCUCUGCUGCAGUUGACACAGCCUUUGUUUCCUUCCGGUUCUAUAAGGAAGGCAUUUAUUAUGAACCAAAAUGUAGUAACACUUCUGUGUCUCAUGCUGUUCUGGUGGUUGGCUAUGGCUAUGAAGAAGAAGAAUCAAAUAACAAUCACUACUGGCUGAUUAAGAACAGCUGGGGUAAAUUUUGGGGUAGUGAUGGUUACAUGAAGAUAGCCAAAGACAGGGACAACCAUUGUGGAAUUGCCACAGUAUCCAGCUAUCCCACUGUAUGA